AUGGAUAUGCCGGCUAAGGAGGCUGAACUGCUCCAAUGGAUUGAGGACUUUGGAGAGCAGUACGAACAAGGAUCUUUGGAGUGCUGGACCUUGAAUAGGAUAUGCCAACUUCUGGAGCGGUCUAAAGAUGACACCCUUGGAGUGAUCGAGGCGAUUGAGGCUGUUCUGGCUGGUUUCCGCAAACAGAAUCCUGGUCCCAAGUCCCUCCUCAUAGGUCAAGCCAACAUAACUUCGUACCGAAGCGAAGUGCGUACUUGGUUGCUGGACCGUGAUGAAUCCAUCUGGCUUUUGCAAGAAACCCAUGUCCCUGAAUCAGGUACUAAAGCCCUUGUCAAUAAAUUCCAAUCUGUUGGCAGACAAACAUGGGUAGGGCCGGCCGCUCUGACCCAGGGAGGAAGCUCAGGAGGACUUCUCACUCUUGCACCCUCGCAUCGCAAUGCUGCCACAGGCCCGGCCUUUAUGUCUGAAGGCAAGGGGUUUGUUUCUGUUUCGAUUCGAUUUCAGGGCUGGGAUCUCUUGUUAGUUAACUUGUAUCUCCAGUCAGGAGUGGGCCCGACUGGUGGACUCAACCCGGAGAUCCUUUCUCGUCUGGCAGCGGUCCUUGACCAAACCAGCACCCAGUGGCUGGUGCUUGGUGACUGGAAUUGUUCCCCGUCCGAAUUGCUCCGCCUAGGGUUUGUUUAUAAAGUGAAGGGCCAGGUUGUCGCCCCUAGUGGUCCUACCAUUAACACUGGAGGCACCUUGGAUUAUGCUGUUGCCUCCAAGAGGAUGGCCCCAUUGCUCUCCGUCUCGUCCUCUUGGGAUGUCCCAUUCAAACCGCAUUGCGCUGUGACGGUGGAGCUCAGGGUUGGGGUUGCAGAUCUGCCUGUUCGUCAGCUCAAGGGCUUCCCGCUGGAACCCACUGCCCUCUGCCCGGACGAAUUGUCCAUGCCGGAAGUCCAACUUGGUGGCUUUUGGGAUUGGUCCCGACCGAUUGAUUAUGAAUGGGCUUCAUUCACUGCUGGGGUGGAAGAACAACUCUUCUCUGUGCAGGCAGGUAGAGGGUGGAAGCUGGAGGUCUCUUUCUCGCCACUCGUGAAGACCACCAGCCCGGAAAAACUCUGGAAAGGGUCGAGCCCGGCUUUUUGGCAAUCCUUCCUCACCUGGACCUCUAAAGCCCUGGGCACUAAUCCUGACCCUAGAAUUACCCCCCUCUUCGUGGAGGCGAAGAAUCGCAUACCUGAAUUCUGGUCUGAAAUGGCCUCUUGUACUGCUCAGGCCUUGCAGGACCUCCUAGGUGCUCCUGACAUGCAAAGCCAUCACCUUGCACUUGAGAUUAUCGCACAGCAGGGGCGAUCAGCCUUGAAAGAGGCGGUGCGCAAGAGUGAUGAAGCUUACUCGCAAUGGUUGGAAGAAGCUUGCAAAGGGGGUAUGCGAGGCCUGUACAAGGCUUUGAAGUCUGAAGACUCCAUCCCGGACAGGCCAUACAGAAACAUACCACUCGAAAUUCGCCCGCACAUCAGGCGGGCUCACUGGGCUGACGUGUGGCAGCCCAUGCCUGGCAAUGAGGUCAAUCCCAAUAUUGAUUUUGAUUGCCUCAGGGAUGCUUCUGUAAGCCAAGCCAAAACCCUUCCUCCCAUAACAGGUCCAAUGGUGGCGAAGGUGAUCAAACGAAUGCCGACUAAAGCUAUUGGUGCAGAUGGGUGGAGUGUCCAGAUGCUUAAAUGUCUUGCCCCCUUGCAGCUUGAAAGAUUGGCCCAAUUCUUUAAUACCUGGGAGGGUCAGGGUGCCUUCCCGACCCAGCUCUCGGUUGUUCUGGUUGCACUCAUUAACAAGUCUGAGGAUGAGGAGCGCCCAAUUGGACUGACGCCAGUCCCAUACCGACUGUGGGCAAAGAUACGUUGGCCUGUCUUUGAGAAAUGGCUCCGGGAAUAUGCUGCCACCCAGGAUUGGGACAGGGCAAAGAAGGGCCUUUCAAGUCUUGAUGUUGCGUUGCGCCGUAAGCUGUCGCAUGAAAUUCUCCACCGGAAAAAGCGACAUUCAGUGACAGUGCUUUUAGAUUUAAAGGCCUUUUAUGAAAAUGUCCGACAUGAUAAUUUCGUCAAUCAGGCCCUUUCCCUCAAAGUUCCGCCGUUGAUCCUGAAUGCAGCAAUGUCGCUAUACUCUGCUCAGCGCUUGAUCAGUGCUGAACACUGUGUCUCUGGUCCGAUCAAGCCCACCAAGGGCUUAGUUGCGGGCUGCCCAUUUGCGCCUGGUCUCAGUAAGAUCCCUUUUGACGAGAUCCUGCGCCCGGCAUGGGUUUCAGGCCUUGCCAAAACCAUUGAUCUCUACAUUGACGACACUAGCUUUGACACUGAGGCUGGUAACCCCCACACAGCAGCGCGCCGGGCGGUGCAAUUGUAUAAGGCUGUGGUAGGAGGUUUGACAGCUGCUGGCCUCCCAGUCAGCCUGGGCAAGACAGCUUUUGUAUGCUCGUCUCCAAAAGUUGAAGCUGCCCUUAAAGAGUAUCUUCCUGAAUCUGAUCAAAUCAAGAAUGCCGCGAAGGACCUGGGGAUUGAUUGUACGGCUGGGCGUAGAAGGCGCAUUCCGUUCCACCGUAAAAGGUUUGGGAAGGGCGUUAAGCGCAAGGCUAGGCUCUCGACCCUGCGUGUGAAAUCGAUGCCAGCUAGGGUCAGAGCCCUGAGGGCGGGGGUCCAAACUGUGGGCCUCUAUGGCCAUGAGGCAGUUGGGCUUGCGCCAAAGCGUAUGCAUUGGUUGCGUGCUUCCUUCGCACAUGAAUUGGGGCGAAUGUCUUUGGGCUCGGUUGACCUCACCAUUGACCAUGCGUGCCCUAAGCGGCCGGACCCGGCCUUUACUAUCAUUUCCCAGCACUUCAAGGCCAUUCACAGGCUUCUGGGCUUCAUUCCCGAUAGCCAAAGGCAGCACUUUGAUGAUGUCUUGCCGGGUAUGUGGCUUGAAUACUCACAGGUGGAGUACCCCUGGAAGCGCGCUGCAGGGCCGGUUGGGGCCCUCCUAUGUUACCUGCUUGACUUGGGUUGGACCCCGGUCAGUGCGGACACUUGGAAAUGCCCUGAACAACCGCACAGCGUCACCACCAAAGUAGGCAUGCACCACCUCCUUUGCUCCCUUUCUAAGGAAACAGAUAGGUGGAGGCUCGCACGUAUAGCCCAGCACGACAUGCUUGAACCUCUGAGUGUGGGAAUUGAUUGGGCCCCCCUCAGAAAGCUUAGGAAUAAGAUGGCAGGCCAGGAGAGGUCAGGACUCAUGGCUGUUUGGCAAGGAGCAAUUCGUGCUGAUCCUUGUGCCACUUGCCUGAGGUGCGGCUGUGCUGCUACCAUGCAACAUGUCUUAUGGGAGUGUGACUGGUGGCGAACCAACCUCCCGGAACCGGCUUCCUUUCCUAGAUUUCGGCAAGAGUGGCCCAUUUCGUCACUGUGGGCCAGAGGCCUUCUGCCGAUUUCGCCUUACCCUGAUGAUGGGGAAUGGGUACGAACUACUGGUGCCUGGUGUGAUGGCCAGGUCAUUUGUGGCGAGGCGAUAUACUUUGCUACUGAUGGCUCCCCGGGGAAAUCCAAGGACCCCAGGUUCCAUCGGUAUACCUGGGCUGCGAUUGCCUUUAAGCUUGAAGGGGAUGAGCCCGUCACGAUCGCGACAGCUGUCGGCUCACUGCAAUCUCCGCUAUCGGUGUUCCGGGCGGAGGCAGCGGCUGUCAAGUUUGUAGCUGAGCAUAGUGAAGGGAACGCAGACCUCACCUUGGAUUGCAAGGGCAUCCUGCCCAGAGUGAAUGGUACACCUUCCAUCCAGUCUGCCGACCUCUUCGACCCCAUUCGACUGCAUGCACAGAGACUCAGCCUUAACUGGGUAUCCUCGCAUUUAACGGAAGAACAAUUCCGAGCAAAGUUUGGUGCUAACCAGCUUUGGAGGAGACGUGCUAACGAAAUUGUGGACCAGCUUGUUGGCACGGCUGCCGAAGUUAACACCUUACUGGCCAGGAGAGCUGCAGCUCUCCUUUCGUAUGACAAGGACCAAGGACCGCUGGUUCAGUGGCCUGACAAAGAGCAACGAAAGCGGAGAAGGGUGGAGCCGCAGGAUGAGCAAGCCCCUGAGCCCGGGCCACAACACGUGCAACCCCCUGAGCCCUUGGUGGAUAACCAGGCUCAGGGGAGGAGGAAUCCUGGAGUUGUGCUUCGGGAAAAUCCUCAUCUCGAGCAGCACAAUCCUGUGCACCGCCCCCCAGCCGUGGUGGCAAACCAGGCUGAGAGGGAUGAACCUCCUGGAAUUGUCCUUCGGGAGAAUCCCCAUGCACCUGGGGCUGGUCCGGUUUUGGGUGCCCCAGACCAGGACAGCUGCUCUGAAGAAAGCGAGGAGGAGCCAAUGGUGCCUGAUCCCAUUGUGCAUCCCGAGCCUCCUCCAGCACCGCCAGCUGCGCCUAUGUUGCCUGCCCCGUUGAACUUUGACUAUAUGGAUCAAGAAGCGGGCGCAGCCUUUGCUAUUGCUGAGAGGGCUCGCAAUACCAAGCCAGGACUGGUGGCUUUCAAAUCCGAUCUGGGCUAUCCUGGUGUCUUCCAGGCCCUUCCCAAGGACCUGAUCCACGUGUGGUUCAAUGACACGGGGGACAGCACUGCGGCGUAUAUCCACAAUGGAAGAACCAGAUUCGGAUAUGACGCUGGUGGGGGCUACGUCUUGAAGGUUGGGACGAAGCAGGCCUUUGGAGAUGAGGUGGCGAUUUCGGCCUUGCUGCCUAAGGUGGCAGCCACCAUCAUUGGGGCUGGAUCUACGACACUGCAGGUGCUGCUCUCUGGGCGACCAUGGGAGUUCAGGUCCCAUUUGGUGGCGUGGUCGAUGGUGGAAAAAAUCGAGCUCCUCACGGAUUAUGGUUCUCGGAACCAGAUCCACCCUCAGUGGUCCUUGUAUGCCUUCGCCCUCCUUUUGCAAUUGCAGGCGGUGGUCCCUUGCCUCAACGAGAUUAUUGCAGGAGUGUCCCGAACAAUAGCGGUGUGCUUGAGCCCGAGUUUGCUGGUUUUCGGGGAUCUGCAAGCUGAGCACAACUGGAUAUUCUUCGCAGGUAGAAUCAGGAUGGUACAUGUGCUGGCUGCUGAGUACGGGCCACCGAAAGAGACCUGUGGUAAGACAAGCGAUGAAAGGAUGGUACAUGUGCUGGCUGCUGAGUACGGGCCACCGAAAGAGACCUGUGGUAAGACAAGCGAUGAAAGGGCGGGGGUCCAAACUGUUGGCCUCUAUGGCCAUGAGGCAGUUGGGCUUGCGCCAAAGCGUAUGCAUUGGUUGCGUGCUUCCUUCGCACAUGAAUUGGGGCGAAUGUCUUUGGGCUCGGUUGACCUCACCAUUGACCAUGCGUGCCCUAAGCGGCCGGACCCGGCCUUUACUAUCAUUUCCCAGCAUUUCAAGGCCAUUCACAGGCUUCUGGGCUUCAUUCCCGAUAGCCAAAGGCAGCACUUUGAUGAUGUCUUGCCGGGUAUGUGGCUUGAAUACUCACAGGUGGAGUACCCCUGGAAGCGCGCUGCAGGGCCGGUUGGGGCCCUCCUAUGUUACCUGCUUGACUUGGGUUGGACCCCGGUCAGUGCGGACACUUGGAAAUGCCCUGAACAACCGCACAGCGUCACCACCAAGGUAGGCAUGCACCACCUCCUUUGCUCCCUUUCUAAGGAAACAGAUAGGUGGAGGUGCGGCUGUGCUGCUACCAUGCAACAUGUCUUAUGGGAGUGUGACUGGUGGCGAACCAACCUCCCGGAACCGGCUUCCUUUCCUAGAUUUCGGCAAGAGUGGCCCAUUUCGUCACUCUGGGCCAGGGGCCUUCUGCCGACUUCGCCUUACCCUGAUGAUGGGGAAUGGGUACGAACUACUGGUGCCUGGUGUGAUGGCCAGGUCAUUUGUGGCGAGGCGAUAUACUUUGCUACUGAUGGCUCCCCGGGGAAAUCCAAGGACCCCAGGUUCCAUCGGUAUACCUGGGCUGCGAUUGCCUUUAAGCUUGAAGGGGAUGAGCCCGUCACGAUCGCGACAGCUGUCGGCUCACUGCAAUCUCCGCUAUCGGUGUUCCGGGCGGAGGCAGCGGCUGUCAAGUUUGUAGCUGAGCAUAGUGAAGGGAACGCAGACCUCACCUUGGAUUGCAAGGGCAUCCUGCCCAGAGUGAAUGGUACACCUUCCAUCCAGUCUGCCGACCUCUUCGACCCCAUUCGAGUGCAUGCACAGAGACUCAGCCUUAACUGGGUAUCCUCGCAUUUAACGGAAGAACAAUUCCGAGCAAAGUUUGGUGCUAACCAGCUUUGGAGGCGACGUGCUAACGAAAUUGUGGACCAGCUUGUUGGCACGGCUGCCGAAGAUGAGCAAGCCCCUGAGCCUGGGCCACAACAAGUGCAACCCCCUGAGCCCUUGGUGGAUAACCAGGCUCAGGGGAGGAGGAAUCCUGGAGUUGUGCUUCGGGAAAAUCCUCAGCUCGAGCAGCACAAUCCUGUGCACCGCCCCCCAGCCGUGGUGGCAAACCAGGCUGAGAGGGAUGAACCUCCUGGAAUUGUCCUUCGGGAGAAUCCCCAUGCACCUGGGGCUGGUCCGGUUUUGGGUGCCCCAGACCAGGACAGCUGCUCUGAAGAAAGCGAAGAGGAGCCAAUGGUGCCUGAUCCCAUUGUGCAUCCCGAGCCUCCUCCAGCACCGCCAGCUGCGCCUAUGUUGCCUGCCCCGUUGAACUUUGACGAUAUGGAUCAAGAAGCGGGCGCAGCCUUUGCUAUUGCUGAGAGGGCUCGCAAUACCAAGCCAGGACUGGUGGCUUUCAAAUCCGAUCUGGGCUAUCCUGGUGUUUUCCAGGCCCUUCCCAAGGACCUGAUCCACGUGUGGUUCAAUGACACGGGGGACAGCACUGCGGCGUAUAUCCACAAUGGAAGAACCAGAUUCGGAUAUGACGCUGGUGGGGGCUACGUCUUGAAAGUUGGGACGAAGCAGGCCUUUGGUGAUGAGGUGGCGAUUUCGGCCUUGCUGCCUAAGGUGGCAGCCACCAUCAUUGGGGCUGGAUCUACGACACUGCAGGUGCUGCUCUCUGGGCGCCCAUGGGAGUUCAGGUCCCAUUUGGUGGCGUGGUCGAUGGUGGAAAAAAUCGAGCUCCUCACGGAUUAUGGUUCUCGGAACCAGAUCCACCCUCAGUGGUCCUUGUAUGCCUUCGCCCUCCUUUUGCAAUUGAGCCGUCAUUUUGCUCUUCGUGAUGUGUCAAAAACCAACCUGGGAAUUAAGCCAGGACUCAGUGCUGCGACGCCCAUGUUGUGUUUUUUCGACCUCGCGGAUUGGCACUUCGAAGGGCUUCAUGCUGGAAGGUGGAUUCCCAAGUAUAGCUUGCGCAGCUUCGUCGAGACCCUUCGAUGUGUCUGUGACGUUACGCCCCUGGAGCCGUAUCUCCGCAGGCAGGCGGUGGUCCCUUGCCUCAACGAGAUUAUUGCAGGUCUCCCCGCUGCGCUCAAGGCAAACUUGGAAAUCCAAAUGGUCCUCAUGGUUUUCGGGGAUCUGCAAGCUGAGCACAACAGGAUUUUCUUCGCAGGUAGAAUCAGGAUGGUACAUGUGCUGGCUGCUGAGUACGGGCCACCGAAAGAGACCUGUGGUAAGACAAGCGAUGAAAGGAUGGUACAUGUGCUGGCUGCUGAGUACGGGCCACCGAAAGAGACCUGUGGUAAGACAAGCGAUGAAAGGUGCUGGUGGGACUGGCAUCAGGCUGCAGCAGUCAUGGGGAAGCAUUGUACUGUGUGUGCCCACUGCGAGGCGUGGAAAAAGGCCACUUACCGUGAGCGAGCAUGGUCAAGCCAGCGGAAGAAGUGGCAAUGGCCAAAGGAAGACGCUACUUGGUGGACAAGACCUGCCAAGAACAAAGAAGGGAUGGCCGACCAAGCCCUCACGAAGGCGUGGGGUACGCUUUCUAUGGAGGCAAAGAAGGCCAUCGAAGAAGCAGGAUGGAAGCCGCGGACGAUGGAGCCGGGGCCAAUUUGGCCCCCGGGAUUACCUGGCAAUGGAUCGCAGGCAGAAAGCAUGUCACAGAAGGAGUACCAUGCGGCCAUUGAGACUGUGUGGCAAGGAGCCGAGCCCGCAGUGCAAAGGCUCCUCAGAGCGGCGGGUAUACCCCCGCCGGGGGACUACAAGCCUGAGGACGAGACGCCAAAGCAGGCCAUCCAGGCCACGGAGCUGGAGGUAGCGGAAGCACAGAAGAAGGUCCAAGCCUGUGUGAAGGAUGAAGAGGACUCGCCAUACAAGGACGUCGCGGACUACCUGGAAAAGGAAGGGAUCAUCCUGUCUGAGGAGCAAGCGGAGGCGCUCAAAACAAGGAUGGCAGUCAAAGUCGUGGAGACAGACUGGACGGGAGUCUUGGGACCAAGAGGCAACGCCGACGGGGCGCGAACGCUCGCCGGCGCGUGCCCAGGGCGAGUGAAACCUCAGGCUGGGACAGGUCCCAGAUACUUCGGUCUGGGAGGUGCGGACCAUGAGGAUCUACCACAGGAGUGGCAAAUGUUGUGUCAAGUGGUGGGUAGAUAUGAUGCUUCCAGUGAGGCUGCCGCACUCGAAGCCAUUGAGAAACUGGAAGAGCAGGAACUCAACCCGCUACAACAACGAGCAUGCCACGAAGUGCUUCGUUCCUUUGUGGAGCAGGACGCACAAUAUGCCAAGUGGAUCUUGGCAGAUGUGGCAAGUGGGUAUCGCCAAGAUGAUAAGGCCGAAUGCAUCAAAAUCACCUCGGCCAACAUCACCAGCUGGAGGAAACCCAUAGCGGCAUGGAUACACGAACUAGGACCGGACCUGGUGGUGCUGCAGGAAACCCAUCUCAAGACGGAGGGUAUCCAGCAAGCCAUGAGCCAUUGCCAAGAUAUGGGAUACACCUUCAUUGGCAUGCCAGGCAGUACAAAAACUAAGGGUGUACAAGGAGGCCUGGCAGUGGUGGCACCCCGACAUAGGAACCUGCGAUACCUUACUGAGUAUGGGACAGGACCGGCGGGCUUCCUGGCAUGUGCCAUGAGAAAUAAAGGCUGGGAUUUGAUCAUCGUCAGUCUGUAUUUGGAGAGCGGGGUCGGAUUCCAGGCUCCAAACAAUAUCCAAGUACUGGCGAGACUGAUAGCCUUUCUCAAGGGCUGCAAAGUGCCAUAUAUGGUGCUGGGUGAUUGGAAUGAAGCCCAGGAUACCAUGAGGGGCACAACUCUGGCGACAGAAGUUGGUGGUGCAUUUGUUGGAGUGGGGGAACCAACGGCCCAAGGAUCGGACGAAAUCGAUUACGGGCUGGUUGCGAAAUGCUUGGUGCCCAUCCUGCAAGUGAAAACGGAUUGGGAAACCCCUUUUCGGCCUCAUGCUGCAAUGCAUUGGAGGGUGGCCCAACCGUGCAGUAGCCCUGAUGCUCCCCAGAUGAAGAAGGCGGGAGCACUGGUGACGGAGACUGUGGAAUAUGAACCAGUUCAAAACACACAGAGCAUCAACAUCUUGGAUGAACCCAAGAUGGUAGAUGAGCUCAGUGAGACAUUUGCUCACCUGAGUGCCGGUGUGGAGAGGUCGAUCACAGGCCGAAUCGACGGUAUGGGUGUUAAAUCGGAGAUUGUGCGGAAGAAAUUGGUGGUCAACAACCCGGAGAACGUUGUCUGGACGGGCAAGAGGGCGGCCAUUUGGAACCGGGUCCAACAAUGGGUCAAACAAGGCAGACAUCAUGGCGAUGCACAUCCGGUGGCGCGUCUGGUCCAACGCAGGCUCGGCGAGUAUUACGAGGGUGAUGCGCAGACCCAGGAGGAUAUGCUUGCGAGUAUCCUGGGCCGGGGUACGGACGCUAGGCUUGUUCUGAAGCGCAUCGACGAACAGCAAUGCUACGCGAGAAAGGCGGAUAUGGAGGAGACAGCCCACCAGUACAAGCAAUGGCUCAGUAAGGCCAUGGAAAAGGGCAUGCGACCAUUAUACAAUGCCUUGCGAAAAGAAGAACAAGUGGUACACAGACCCUACAUGGAAUAUGACAUGCUGGAACGGCCACACAUUCGCCGAGACCACUGGGCGGCAGUGUGGACGACGGGCCAACCGUUGGCAAAAUCGGCCUCGCUCAUGACGGAGCUUGAGGAUGCAGCCAAAAAACAAGCGGCCAGCGUGGAGCCGCUGAACCCUGUCGAGGUCAAGGCAAGGAUCAAAAAACUGGCACUAAAGAGCCCGGGGCCGGAUGGCUGGAGGAUUGACCAUUUGCAGGCCAUGGACGAUAAAGCAGUUGAAGCCGUUGUGUCCUUCUACCAUGAAUGUGAGGCCAAGGCAGCAUGGCCGCAGCAAAUGACAGUCUCCCUUAUAGCAAUGCUGCCGAAGAAUCUGACCCGGGAAAGACCAAUCGCCUUGCUACACAUCCUGUACAGGACUUGGGUCCGUCUGCGCUGGGAUUUGGUAAGUACUUGGCAGGCAGGCUAUGCCACAACUGCCACGUACGACAAGGCAGUCCCAGGCAGUUGCUGCUUGGACGUGGCCGUAGGCAGACUACUGCGAAAUGAGGUGGCAAAGACAAAUGGAGUGCAUGUGGUGUCACUCUUUGUGGACCUCGAGUCCUUUUUCGAUACCAUCCAAUUUCAGCAAUUGAUCAUGGCAGCAACGGCCCUGCAAUAUCCGCCGCUAAUCCUGAAGAUGGCACUGGAAGUGUACAUGGGUGCCAGAUACUUGGUGGCGGAUGGGGUGCUAUCGGCAGGCAUCAGAGCUACAAAUGGCGUGCAAGCGGGUUGCCCAGCGGCGCCAUCGUUAGCAAAGGUGGCAUUGCACCCGGUGAUAGAAAAGAUCCAAAGGCGACGAGAUGUGGCAAACGUGGACUGUUGGUUGGAUGAUGUCUCAAUUGACAUCCAGCAUAAGUCCUUUAAACACGUGGCGGAUAGUGCCAUACGAGUCUACCGCAGCUUAAAGGACGGGAUGGAUGCUAAUGGUUUCACGAUUUCAUCCAAGAAGACAGGGUUUGUGGCCAGCAGUACCCAGGCGAGCAAGCACCUGCGUGAACUCCUGCUGCCUCAUGAGCCACAGGUGUACGACGUGAUGCGUGACCUGGGCGUCGACAGUACAGGGGGGCGAAAGCGUCGCUUGGUGACGUCGGCAACGCGGGCCAAGAAAGCCCAUGCGAGACAUAGCAAACUGUCUAGGCUGGGGCCGCCGCCCAGCACUAAACUCCGCGUGGUCAAGGCAGCGAUCACAUCAGUUGCUCUGUGGGGGCACCCCUCUGUGGGGGUCUCACCCAAAAGAAUGAAAUGGCUCCGAACAGUGGUUGGAAAACACCUGGGUAAAUACAAGCUUGGGAGUUUGGAAACCAUCUUGGACAUGGGAGCCAAGAAAUGCCAGGAUCCAAAGCGCACAAUCCACAAGCAGCAUUUCAAAGUGGUGGCCAAAGUUUUCCGUGCAUGGAUCGGUGGCGGAAAAGCCCACUUUGACUUGGCCUGGAAAACCACUUGGAAGAGGUUGAGUGCGGCCAAACACCACUGGCCACUGGUCACGGGGCCGAUGGCAGCAACCAUGGCGUACUUACUGGAUCUGAAGGUAGAUGCCAGUGACCCAGGCAAAUGGAAGAGAGGAAGUGUCCUCAACGUUGAUUGGACCCAGCCACGCAUGGGUAGCCUCGCCUACAAAUGGCUUGAGGGAUUCCUGGAGGAACAGAAGCGGGCUGCGAUAGCGCGACAGGCAGGUGGCGCUGGUGCCCAAGAGGGGCUGGAUUGGACGCCGCAUCACAAGCUGACGAAGCUGGGAGGCCUCAGCCCAGGCCUUAUGGAAGGUAUAAAGUCAGUGUGGCACGCGGGCGUCAUCACGGAGUCCAAGCCAGGAUGGUGCAAGAAGUGCCAAAUGCCAGCAACUCUGGAGCAUGUCCUCAAGGAAUGUCCUUACUGGCGUGAACAAGGGUUCAAAGAACCCAAGCUCCAGGAAUACUUGCGUCACAAAUACCCAUGGGAGUGUCUGUGGACAAGGGCACUCCUGCCAAAGCUGGCGGUGUGGCACCCGAAGCCGCCGGAACACCUUUUAGGUCUACGUUACCAAGGAUGCUUUGCAGCAGAUGCAAAAGUGGAAGCGGAAGGCUUGAUCUUCGCCACUGACGCAAGUGGAGGUCCAGGAGGAAUAGACCCACGUGUACAAACAUCAGCCCUCGCAGUGGUGGCUAUGUCCUGGACAAAAGGUGUCCUGGAGGAAGCCGGACGGAUUACAGAGCUGGUCUACCCGUGGCAGCCGGUGGUGGACAUGGAGCGCCGUGCACUUUUCCGACUAAUGGAGCACACGGAGGAUCUGAUUGAUGUCACUAUGGAUUGCAAGCCGGCAGUCCAAGUGCUACAAAAAACACAACCGCCGGAGGAUGACCUGGAAUGGAGCAAAGUGUGGAAUGACAGGAAACGUAUCAAGGCAACCUGGGUCCCGUCCCACAAAACUGAAGAGGAAUUCCUGGCGAAGAUGGGGCCGGGCACGUUGUGGCGACGUGCAGCGAAUGACAUGGCAGACAAAGUAUGUGGUGCAGUAGCGGCGGCUGCUUACAGCCCAGCGCACAAGAGGCGUGUCAAAGAGUUGGACAAUGUGGUGCGCACACUUUCCCUGGCGUACGGUGCACGCGCAGCCCACAUAUUGAGGAAGCGCAAAGAAGAAGACUUCCCCUUCAUUCUGGACCAUGCGCAUUACAAAGAGAAGAUGGAGGCCUCGCAGAAAGCUGAGGGAUGCAAAAAAGCGCAGGGCAACGCCAAACUCAACAAACGCCAGCGGCUAUGGCAGUUGCUUAAAGUGGUCUUGGAGCAGUACUGCGUCAACCAGCCGGAGGGCAAGCUGGCUACCCAAGCGCAAACCCUUGUCAAUGGUGGAAGUAUGAGCAACGUCCAGUUUCAACAGCCUCGCGUUCAGUUUGGUGGGAAUCGGCCGGACAAAGGCAAGGGCAAAAGCAAGAACAAGCAGAAGGAUCAGCCCCGAGAACGUUCCCCGCUUCGACAGGCCAGACACCCGGAGCAGCCUUGGGAUAGGGAAGAGGAGAGUGCUUCGGAAUCUCCGGUGGGUCCGGUACGCCUACGGGAGAGAGGAGAAGACAGCGCGGCCUCGCACCAAGCUGAGGGUGUCAAUACAGAGCAAGAGGCAAGAGAGCCUCGAACAGUUACGCUGGCGGAAGGGCCAGGAUAUGCUCUGGAUCGGCUAUGGGUCAUGAAACUGGCGAUGGAACCCCAGAGCUUUGGCAACGAAGCAGGGUAUGGGGAACAAUUCCCCACCCUGGUCACCAGGACCCUGUGGGCAGGAUGGAUUGGAGUCCUUUUCGACGAAGCGGUGGAGGGUUACUGCCACCACUACUUCUAUGGAAGUAUCAUCCGCAGGGCAGAGCUGUUCAACACAUGGGGGCAGGAACAUCGCCAUGAAGCCGGGGUCCUCAGACAGUCCCUGUUUUACCUGGUGGCUAUAACGUCAUGGCUGACCAUGCAAGGAGUUGCUCUAUCGGAUGUCACGGUGAGCAACGUUGGGCGCGACCCAAUGUCAGGAUCGUUACCACGGGCAGUGUUCUUUGACACGGCGGAGUGGACGAUGCUGCAGGAGGAGAGAUACAAGCUAUCAAGCGGCCUUGUACGCCUCCUGGAGAAGUAUGAUGAGGAGCUACUGGCAACCAUACGUGGAUUGGUCAGAACGUACGACGGCAAAGCCAGCGCGCUUUGGAUGGCGUGCAAAAUCACGCUGGGCAUGCCGUAUGACGAAGCUGAUGAGUGA
Molecule: messenger RNA, 13662 nt
Organism: Symbiodinium natans
Lineage: Eukaryota; Dinophyceae; Suessiales; Symbiodiniaceae
Source: the annotation of a GenBank genome assembly